Pimephales promelas (fathead minnow) is the source of this 924-nucleotide messenger RNA. RefSeq names its product beta-2-microglobulin (gene b2m). Lineage: Eukaryota; Metazoa; Chordata; Actinopteri; Cypriniformes; Leuciscidae. Gene Ontology annotation, cellular component: MHC class I protein complex. The record is from RefSeq and is a predicted model, not a curated record. Gene Ontology annotation, biological process: immune response.
UGGUAUUUUACUUUCAAUAUUGUCCGUGUUAGACCUGAGAGGAACAGGAUACUCUUUUUGAUACUCUCAAAUAAAUCCACAAAAAUGCGAGGACUCGUGUCUUUUGCCCUGUUUUGUGUGCUGUACGUCACUGUACAAGGGAAACUCUCCAGUCCUAAGAUUCAGCUGUACAGCCAUUUUCCAGGAGAGUAUGGAAAGGGGAACACCCUGAUCUGUUAUGUGAGUGGCUUCCACCCUCCUGAUAUCUCCAUUGAACUGCUGAAAGAUGGAGUGGUUAUCCCUAACUCCCAGCAGACUGACCUGGCCUUCGAAAAGGGCUGGCAGUUUCACCUCACCAAGAGUGUCUCCUUCACACCACAGAAAGGUGAAGAUUACUCCUGCAAGGUUCGACACAUGAGCGAAAUGAAGACAGUUAUUUGGGAGCCCAACAUGUAAAGCGGACAAUCAAAGGAAGACAAAGGGUGGAUAAUUUCUCAGUUUUUUUUGGACAAUAUUCAUCGUCUACAGAUUAUAUUAUCCUACUGUCCCAUAUCACAUAAUGUUGCUCAAGAUGCACUAUUCAUUCAAAUUACACCUCAACUUCCGUGAUUUUAGUUUUCCUUGAUAAUUUAAACCAAAGUAGCUGCUACAUGUUUUGUUUUUGUUUUUUUGGAUGGGUUUUGAUUAGUUUAUGGAUCUUUUUAACUGAUUUCAUUCCUCUUUGUAUAAAUCCUGUGGCUAUUUCUGGCUUUAUUUUGAAAUUAGGCUAAUUACAAAUAUUAUGACCAACUCUCUCUUUUUUUAAAACCAUUUGUUAUUUCCUCUUGUUAAUCUACAUAGCCUACGUUCACUACUGCAAAUUGGAAUAUUAAUGAAUGUGAAUAAUUCAGUUUUACAAAUGUAAUUUUUAAGAGAGGAAAAUAAAAUUUAAAAAACCCAAUGAAA